Molecule: messenger RNA, 2985 nt
Organism: Plectropomus leopardus (leopard coralgrouper)
Lineage: Eukaryota; Metazoa; Chordata; Actinopteri; Perciformes; Serranidae
Product: NACHT, LRR and PYD domains-containing protein 12
Cellular component (GO): cytoplasm
Molecular function (GO): protein binding
Source: RefSeq, a predicted model, not a curated record
UAUUUAGUGAACCCGCGUGUCACCGCAGCAGCGAUCCCAGCGAAGGCGUUACCAACCCAUAAAAACUUAAAUAUUUCUUUAUAGAUACUUUUUUGUCUCGUCUGCGCAGCGUACAAUUGAUUUACACACAGUGGACAAAGACUCUGUGCUGACUCACAUCCUGAAAUUAACCGACAUGUCGACACUUCUUGGUGGAGAGCUCCCUGUCAGUGUCAUCAACAACAAUAAGUACAUAUCCCCACUGACUGCUGGAGCUCAGACGACAGACAGAAAUGAGGAAGAUGACUUGCCCUCCCUUGAUUGUGCCAUUCACGCCGCUCUGUGUGGUGACAUGAAAACCGUGAUACUGGUCGGUCCUGAGGGUGUGGGUAAAACCACAGCUUUGGAGAAGCUGGUUGUGGGCUGGGCGAAAGGAGAGCACCUUCAAAAGUUUACUCAUGUUUUCCAUUUUAGGCUCAAGGAGUUAAAUUCUCUUAAUAGGACGCUGUCUUUGGAGGCGUUACUGCUACAACAUCAUGGUCAUGUCCCUCCUGAGUCUGUGCCCCUACUGCUGCAGAAGCCUAAGGAUGUGUUGUUUGCAUUUGAUGAUCUGGAUCGAUACAAACACAGCCUGGACCCGUCCGUCCACACCCUCUGCUCUGACCCUACGCAGACAGUCUCUGUGUCCUGUCUAGUGUCCAGUUUGCUUCAUGGAUCGCUGCUGAAAGGAGCUGCCUUCGUGGUGGCCACCAGGCCGACUGGAUGUCUGGAGCAUCUGAGCGGCACCCGGGUGGAGGUGUUGGGGUUUCUGAAGCCGCAAAGAGAGGCCUACUUUAAGGGGUUCUUCACCGACCCAGCUGCUGCCACCAAAGCACGAACACACAUGGAGAGGACUUUAGGCUUUUAUGAUAUCUGCACCUCCCCGAAGUUUUGUUGGACAGUUUGUUGUGUUUACAAAUCUCUGAUGGAUGCUGGAGCAAAACUUCCUGAAACAUUAUCUCAGUUGUUUGUAGACAUCCUGGUGUACCUGAUUCAGACGCUCUCGCUGAGCCAAACGUGCAGCAGAGAUCUGGUUUUGGCCCUCGGGAAGAUGGCAAAUCAUUGCUCCUCUGACCUGCAUUCAAGCUGCACCAAAGAGGAAAUUGAUUCAUUUGGUAUAAAACCAUUUCUCACAUCAGUUGGUGUUUUCUUGCAUGUUGAGGGUGACCAGUCAGAUGGACGUGUCUUCUCCUUCCACUCCAAACUGAUUCAAGAGUUCCUCUUGGCCUUGUCUUUCUUUUUGGACAAGUCAUCCUCUGAGGGUGUGGAGAAGAUGCUGGAGAAGCAGAAAGACUGUGCAAAGUUUCUGGAUUUCUUCUUGUCAGGGCUCUCAGAGCCGCUUCAGCACACACCGCUGGAGACCCUGCUGGGGGAGCUGAACGCUGAAAGGAUCAUGGAUUUCAAACGCUGGUUUAAAAGCAGCUCGGUGGAGACGCUGAAGGGGUGCUACAAAGACAAGCACUACCGCUGCUUCCACCUGCUUCACCAAGCUCAAAAUAAGAGUUUGGUGAAAGAGAUCAUCACCCCCUCAGCACGAAUAGGCAUCAGCUACGGAGACGUGAGCCUCCAGGACUGUGCAGCUCUGAAUUAUGUUUUCAUGUGCCUCGGUGAGGUGGAGCAGUUGAAUCUGUACCGUACAAGGAAUCUGACGGAGGAGGAAGCAGAGAUGCUGGCUCCAACUAUGAGCAUAUCGCAUAAGAUAAUUUUGUCAGGGAGCACCUUGAGCGUUGGCGCUGUCCGUCAUCUGGCUUCAGCUCUCAGCGGAGGACUGACCGAGGAGCUGGAUCUCUCUAACAGCCGCCUCGGAGAUGAGAAGUUCAAAAUUCUCUGUGCUGGACUCAAAGACUGCAAGCUGCACACAUUAAAAAUUUUAGCGUGCAGACUGACGGAGGGAAUCUGUGAAGACCUGUCGUCUGUCCUGACCUCAGCCACCUCUCAGCUGUGUGUGUUAGACAUGAGGAGUAAUGAGAUCGGGGACCAGGGCCUCACCAAACUGUGCAAAGCACUGCAGAGUCCUCACUGCAAACUACAGACACUACUGCUUCAACUCUGUGAGUUGACUGCAGCAUCCAUGGAGCCUUUAUCAGCAGCUGUGUGUUCCGGCCAAUCAGAGUUGAGAAAGCUGGACCUGAAUCAAAACGCAAUUGGUGAUGGAGGAGUGGAGACUUUGUGCAAGUCCCUGCAACACCCACUUGGUAAACUGCAGACCCUCACUUUCUUUGAUAGUGAGCUGACCGGUGCAUGCUGUCCUCAUUUGAUGGAGGCCUUGAUGUCCGAGCACUGCUCCCUGUCAGAGCUGGAUCUGUCAGUGAAUGAUCUGGGCCAGGAGGGGGCGCUGCUGCUCUGCCAAGCGCUCAGCCGACCUGGAUGUCCAAUGGAAAAACUAGGCUUGAAACGCUGUGAGUUAACCCAGCCGGUCUUCAAGGAGCUGAGCUCAGUGCUGAUGAGUGGCACUUCAAGACUCAAGUCCCUAAUUGUGGGUAUAAAUGCAGUGGGAGAUCAAGGGGUUAAACAUCUCUGGGAUGCCGUUGCACACCCAAACUGUCUGUUGGAAGAACUGGAUGUUGAGAUGAGCGGUUUGACGGACGCUUGUGUUAAGGACUUGUGUGCUGCAGUAAGAGCCAGUAAGACCCUGAAGAGCCUGGAACUGAGAAACAACUCCCUCACUGAUGUUUCCGUCCCUGCCCUCGUCCAAGUCAUGCAGGACAGCCACAACAUGCAGGAGAUGAACCUGAAGUACAAUGACUUCUCUGAAGAGGUUUUCAACAUGUUGAACGAGUGUGAUAAAAUAAGUCUAACAGAAGCAGGGAGGUCUGGUGCACAGUGUCUGUCAUCUCCCUCGGUAUCCCCCCUCCUCACGGCUUGGACUGGUCCGUUUCGCAUCUGAAAAAAUCUGAUAGUUGGAGAAGAGUUCUUCAUGCCAGGGACCGCUGUAGCCUCAGCACACAGAGUACUGUAGCUCCUGGA